This is a messenger RNA of Oncorhynchus nerka (sockeye salmon), 2299 nucleotides long. Its product is annotated as prostaglandin E2 receptor EP2 subtype-like. The record is from RefSeq and is a predicted model, not a curated record. The transcript is spliced from 2 exons. Lineage: Eukaryota; Metazoa; Chordata; Actinopteri; Salmoniformes; Salmonidae. Gene Ontology annotation, biological process: inflammatory response; cellular response to prostaglandin E stimulus; positive regulation of cytosolic calcium ion concentration. Gene Ontology annotation, cellular component: plasma membrane. The coding region runs from base 182 to 1270 and encodes 362 amino acids. Gene Ontology annotation, molecular function: prostaglandin E receptor activity.
AGGUUGUGCCGGAAAGAUUAACAUCAGUUUUUGUUGACACCAGAGGAGCCAGCAUGAGCCUCAUUUCAUAUGGCAGUGAAAGAGUUGGAUGCGGACUUAAUUCCUCUUUUGUUUGCACUGAUGUGAGCAAAAGGGAUAUUUAUCAGUUCAAGAUUAGGGGAGUAGGCUACGACCAGUUGUUAUGGAAUACAAUGAUAGUAUAACCUGCCAUGACAGAGUCACUGUCUCGUCGGGGAAUCCCUAUAUCUCCGCGGCAAUCUUCUCUGCGGAGGUACUAGGCAAUUUAAUCGCCUUGGUCCUUUUGGAGAUGCGGCGCCGGCGGCAAAUUCCAUCCUUGUUCCAGGUGCUGGUGACUGCACUGGUGACUACAGACCUACUAGGUUCCUUAUCCAUCAGUCCUCUUGUACUAGCCUCUUAUACACAAAACAGGACAUUGGUAGAUAUGAGUAAAAACAGAGCAGUAUGCGCCUACUUUGGUUUCAGCAUGACUUUUUUCAGCCUCGCCACUUUGGCCAUUCUGUGCGCCAUGGCUUUGGAGCGCUACCUCUCCUUUGGACAGCCGUAUUUUUACGAGCGGCACUUGACAAAGCGCUGCGGAUAUAUCACCAUUCCACUCAUCUAUCUGGUCUGCAUCUUCUUCUGCCUAGCACCUUUUAUGGGCUUUGGAGACUACGUCCAAUAUUGCCCAGGGACUUGGUGCUUCUUUGACAUGAACCCAAACGUGACCCAACACAAAGUCUACGUCGGUGUGUAUGCGUCAUUGGCUCUUAUCAUGAUUUCGACGACACUAAUUAGUAACUUAUCUGUCGUCUACCAUUUGAUUAUAAUGUAUCGGAUGUGCAAAGCGCACCGUGGGGGAGUUACGCGACGGAUACGGUUCUACCAAAAAUCAUUCGCUAUGACUGAGGAAGUGGAGCAUCUUCUGCUACUGGUGUUCAUAACAGUGGCUUUCGUCAUCUGUUCGUUUCCUUUAGUGCUCCGUGUGUAUGUCAACUUUACAGGCAGGUCAAAGGAGAGCCAUGCCACCGAUCUCGCUGUGCUUCGCCUGCUGUCCUUCAACUCCAUCAUCAACCCUUGGGUCUUCAUCAUCCUCAGGCCAUCAGUGCUGCGCUUCCUCUGGAGAAAGCUGACACUGAGUAAGGCCCAGAGGCCUCCAGAGGCCCCCACAUUCCCCCAGGAAAAGUCUCUCCCAGUUGGGUGCAAACUCCCUCUGCCAAGCCCACUUAUCGAGCUCCAGAACGACGAUGUGGAGGGAGUGGACAAGACAUAGGGCACGUUGGAGCGGAUCACAUUCGUCAAGUCGUUGACCAUCAUUGGUCACCGUCACUCAAAGUGUGUUGCAUUAUGGUUAUAAAAAUGGUCCGACUUGACAUGUCGACAGCAUGAAAUUACGUGAUCAAAUGUCAUGCAGUUCUUGAUGAAGUCGUCUUCAAGUCGCAGCAGUUGCUUCUCACCAACUGCACCAUGCAGCCAUUGCCUGCAUUGUGCGAGGCACUAUUGGUCAACCAAUCAUUCUUUUUUUUUAUUUUAUGACCCACGCGCAUGUGGUCAAAUACAUGACUGAAACAGGAAUCAACUUUGAACGAUUCUAAAGUUCCAGGGGAUACAAAUGAAAAGUGAUAUUUGAGAUCUCUCAAGAACCAAUGAAUUGUACACAAGUUAUGUUUCCAGUUUGUGAGUGUGUGAUAUGGGGAUACAGAAAAGUGUAUUUUGAUAUUUAUACAGACAAACUUUUAGAAACAAUAGCAGCUACAUGUUUGUUGACACUGCCAUGUUGAUCUUAGCUUUGCUGUUGGAAACUACAGUGUCCGACUUUUGGCUGUCGCAUAAUAAUAACCCUCUGACAUCAGCAGGAGCCCAAGAGGUCACAGGAAGUGAUUUGUCAGACAUCCACUGACUGGUUGAAAGGACACCCGGACACUGAAGUGCAGUGUCUUCAAUAAUAUAGGGGACAUUCACUUACUGACUUCCAUGUCAGACACUGUAGUUUCCAACAGCAAAGCUCAGAUCAACAUCAAAGUGUCAACAUACAUGUAGCUGAGAUUGGAAUACAUCUAGGAAGAGAUCAGACUUUGGGGUCAAAUCAAAUCGAAUCAAAUUUUAUUGGUCACAUACAUGUGUUUAGCAGAUGUAGUGAAAUGCUGGCUGUGGCGCUGAUAGGUUAUACCCAUACAAUAUGCAUUUGGAAUAGGACUUAGCAUUUUAAGAAUUCAUUAUGUGUCUAUUUAUAUCAUUGAUUUAUUAAAAAAGGUUUAUUAUCAGCACUUUAUAGGACUGAAAUUAAAAUUUGACCAAACUA